AUAAGUACUAAAGUAGGAACUUGAAGCUCUAGGUUCCAGCUACCUACUAAGUUAUGUAUAGGUACUUGUCGCUCCAUUGCAGAAAGGUGGCGCUGGUGUCACAACACUUGUCUCUAUAUUUGAAAUCCUACUUCAGCAGCAGUGGGAGGAUAAUACCACCCACCAUGGCAGGCCGAAUGGGGCCCAACUCUGUCUCCUACAUCCAGCCAGCUCGAAAACUUCGGUGGCAAGAAGUGUUUCAAGCCCCAGCGGGCAAGCAUUAUUCUGGCUCCUCUGGUAUAGGCAUAAAUUCCUUGGUGGCCUAUGAAAUGAGGCCUGAUACUCUGCUAGGGAUAGCGGAGGUGAAUGACGUUGAGAAGCUCAACUCAAGGAAGAACUGGAUUGUGGGAGCCCUGGAGCCCUUUUCCAGGAGUAAGGCUGCCGAGAAGGAGUGGAAGGCUGUGACGCACGCCCUGUUUGGGGACCAGAACUUUGCUCAACUCGACUUCAAGGCAAACUAUUUUAUCCGAGGAAAUGCCGUCCCCUUCCCCACGGAAGCUUUUGUCAAGCGGGCCGGCGGAAGCGCCACCGAUGAGGUCCGGCUGCUGGUGCUAUGCCCAGAGAGAGGAAAGAACGGUUGGCCAAACUGGGUGGCUACAACAGAGGAGCUCAUGAAGGAGGAAAUGUUUGACGAAGUUUUCCAGUCGGGUCAACUGAUGCCCGACGCGGCAACGAAGUCCGGAACCAGCCGAUGGCCCUACACUGCGGCAGCGGUUAUCUUUACUGAAACCACCGGUGCGAGCCAGAAACCACCAGGCAAGUCUGCCGGGCCCGGAAGCACCGAGAAAGUGGGCGGUAGCUCGAAACGAAAACUGCACAUCGUGAACAUACUGUUUGAUACGACGAAACUGCCCAUGGACAAAGGUACCCAGAUUGCAGAGGGCUUGUACCAGAUCCUGCACGGAUUCCUGGCGUUUGCCGCACGGGGGGCAGACCAACCGGGCAGUCCAGGCGACCAAAACCGCCCGGUAAAAGCGGGCGGGGAACCCAAACCGGAAACACAAACCGGGAAAGCUGCCAGUCGAAUACAAGUCGAUCUUCCCGAGUUUCUUGUCUCGGGAAGUUGGCCCGAGGAGUGGAGACGGGAGAUGAGGAUAGCGGUCGAUGCGCUCGGAUUCGUGAAAGGGAAUUUCGGUUGGGUACAUCAGUUGAAGGCGUGUUCGCAGUGCGGGGCGUGGGAUCGGAAGGUGCAGGCGUGCAGCGCGUGCAGUCGGGUAAAGUAUUGCUCGCAAGCGUGCCAGAGAGCGGCGUGGAACAACGGACACAAGCAGGAGUGUAAGGAGUUCCGGGCUUCGAAGGAGUCGUCGGAAGCAUCAUAAAAUUGCUAGGAAGUGCAGGUGGAGUCUAGAUGGUGACCAUGUACAUAAGCGCCUACGAAUGAAGGACGUGUUGGCAAGUCUACGGACGGCCGGUCGGCAUGAACGCGUGUCGAUGAUCAAGUCAUGAAGUGCGCUGUCAUCUUUGAAGCAUGUGCGCAAGGUGGAUGGGAUAUCUAGCUAGGGUGAUCCGAACUGAAGUGCUGUAUGCAACCUGUUCACAUU
This is a messenger RNA of Klebsormidium nitens, 1580 nucleotides long. NCBI's taxonomy places the organism in Eukaryota, Viridiplantae, Streptophyta, Klebsormidiophyceae, Klebsormidiales, Klebsormidiaceae. The record is from the annotation of a GenBank genome assembly.